AUGAACUCCAUCGAGCCAUACGAGAGGCUUUACAGCACGGUGUUCCAUACUCUGCGAAAGAUCUGCGUCAAGCACGGAAUCCUCCCAACAUCACUUUCCGCCUCGACUCGAGACUUGUACAUCGUGAACGAUGGACCGGAGGCUUUCGGUGGCUUCGCAGAAGUCUGGCGAGGCCACCUCAGAGGGCAAGAAGUAGGCGUGAAGGUAAUCAAGAUCGCCGUAAAGGGGUCCGCUGACUCGGUUCUGAAGAGCUUCUGUCGAGAAGCAAUCACCUGGAAGCGACUCUCUCACACUCGCAUCGUUCCAUUCUUUGGUAUCGAUAAGCGACGCUUUCCACUCAGCAUGGUAUGCAAGUGGAUGGUCGGUGGUGAUGUCACAUCGUUUUUGAAAGACAACCCUAAUGAAAACCGUCCCCACCUGGUCCUCGACAUUGCCCACGGAUUGGAAUAUCUUCAUUCAAAUGCUGUGGGCAUAGUACAUGGAGAUCUGAAGGGUGCAAACAUCUUGAUCGAUGAGAACAGGCGCGCCUGUCUCUCAGAUUUCGGUCUAACGACCAUUCUCUACCGGCCGGAGACGAUUCACGUAGUGACGAAUGUAUCCGUGUUUGCAUCAACGGCACGGUGGAUGGCACCGGAACUCCAUGACCCCGACAAGUUCGGUCUUGAACAUGGAAACCCAACGAAGGAGAGCGACGUUUACUCUUUUUCAAUGGUCAUGUGGGAGCUCUUCACAGGUCGUUUCCCAUACGAUGAAAGUCGAAUGGAUGCACAAGUUCUCCACAAGGUGCUCAUGGGAAAGCGACCACUGCGACCAGCAGAUGCGACCUCUCUUGGUCUAUCGACCGAGGUAUGGGAAAUCAUGGAGAAGUGCUGGAGGGAGGAUCGCCGGAAGCGUCCGCGCAUACACUUCAUACUUCAAGACCUG
Messenger RNA from Rhodofomes roseus, 924 nucleotides. Its product is annotated as kinase-like domain-containing protein. Gene Ontology annotation, biological process: protein phosphorylation. Lineage: Eukaryota; Fungi; Basidiomycota; Agaricomycetes; Polyporales; Fomitopsidaceae. The transcript is spliced from 5 exons. Gene Ontology annotation, molecular function: ATP binding; protein kinase activity. The record is from RefSeq and is a predicted model, not a curated record. The annotation marks the transcript as partial.